UUCAAAGGUGUAAUCGACAGGACAGGAGACAUUUUUUAAAUGAUUUGACUUUUAGUUCGCAUUCGGUACUUCCGGAACGCUUUGCGGUAACCGGUGUUGUUGCACGGACCCAUUGUCGCGCAACGCGUCGCCGAGAGCACAGUUCCGUGUCUGAGCUGAGGCGAUGGAGAAGCUGAAGGGGUUUGAGUUCUGGGGGAAGACUCUUCGUGCUGCACGCUUCGUCCUCGCGCCCAUGGUGGACCAGAGCGAGCUCGCGUGGAGGCUCCUGAGCCGCAGACACGGGGCUCAGCUGUGCUACACGCCGAUGUUGCACGCGCAGGUUUUUGUCCGUGACGCCAAUUACCGGCGUGAAAAUCUGUACAACGAAGUGAGCCCCGAGGACCGUCCUCUCAUCACACAGUUCUGUGCAAACGACCCGGAGGUGUUUGUCCAGGCAGCACUUUUAGCUCAGGAAUACUGCGAUGCCAUCGACCUGAAUUUAGGAUGCCCUCAGAUGAUCGCUAAACGAGGUCACUAUGGUGUUUUUCUGCAGGAUGAGUGGGACCUGCUGGAGAGAAUGAUUAAAUUAGCCAACGAAAAGCUCUCUGUGCCCAUCACAUGCAAAAUACGGGUUUUCCCAGAGGUCGAGAAAACUGUGAAAUAUGCCAAGAUGCUGGAAAAAGCGGGUUGCCAGCUGCUCACCGUUCACGGCAGAACCAAAGACCAGAAAGGAGCGCUGACCGGAGUGGCGAGUUGGGUGCACAUUAAAGCCGUACGAGAAGCUGUAAACAUCCCGGUUUUUGCUAACGGAAACAUUCAGCAUCUGAAUGACGUGCAGCGCUGCAUGGAGGAGACGGGAGUGCAGGGCAUCAUGAGUGCAGAGGGGAACUUGCACAACCCCGCACUGUUUGAGGGCCGUAACCCGCCUGUAUGGGAGAUGGUCGGGGAAUAUCUGGAGGUGGUGAAGACACACAUGCCCAGCACGUUAUCACAUGUCCGAGCUCAUCUUUUUAAACUCUGGCACCACACAUUACAGAUCCAUCAGGACCUGAGAGAGGAUCUUGCCAAAGCAAAGAACCUGGCAGGAAUUGAGGAGGUGAACAGACAGCUAAAGCAGCGUUGCCAGGAGGAGAUGGAGAAGGACGAAUCGGAGCGGCGUCACACCGGACUCCCUUUUCCUCAUUGGAUCUGUCAGCCAUACGUCAGACCGGCGCCGAAGGAUCCGAGCGUUGAGAACGGCGUGAAGGCGGCGAGUGGGAAACGAGCGCUGGAGGACAGCGACAGCUCCAACGACUCGCUCUCUAAGAACAAGCAGAAGAAGAAAGUCAGGAACCCGCAGAAGAACUUCUGCCCCGAGUUCAAACCAAAGUACAUCAAAUGUGAGCAAUGUGGAAAUCCCAAAGGGAAUAAGUGCGUCUUUAACCUGUGUCGUGGCUGCUGUAAGAAAAAAGCCUUUAAGGAAGUCGCAGAUUGUCCGGGUCACGGCUUGAGGUUUAAGACGAAGGCGCAGGCGCAGAAGCUCGCCGCCCCGGCGGAGACGCCAAUCUCGUCGUAAACGGGUUUCCUGGCAAUCUCGUGCUGUGAACCCGACACGACGAGCGCGUCUUCCUCAUUGACACAUGCAUUGAAACCGAAUACUGCUGCUGAACAUUAAAAAACAUAGACAUGCUUUAGACAGGAACGAAUGGCGUACAGGAUUAAAUAAUCACACGCACCGGUAAACCCUGUAUCUCGCAGAGACGGAAUUUUGUACGUAGGGUUUUCACGGAGUCGUGAAAGUUGCCACUGUACCGUAAACCUCGGUGUUGCGUCUGUUUUACACUUCAAUCCUCAGAUAAUAAACGGAACAGACAGAAUACAGGGCGAAAUGAUUCAAAACUGAUCCAAAUCCUGUUUCUUUUAUGAAUUAAUUUAUUAACGUUUAGUUUUAACUGAUGUUCUAACGCUGCACCGUUCAGAAGGGAGAAAGCUUUUGGGAAAUCAGGACACGUGACGGCGGAGCUGAAGCGAACAGCACGUGAACUGGGAAUCCAGUGGGGUAACAAGAACCUGCUGCUCUACUGAAGGGUCGUUCCUGCCAUUUCCAUUGCUGUGUGUUUUUUUUUAACAUUGAGGUUUUUAAAGUGAAUAAAACUUUUAAAAAUUCUUUUAA
This is a messenger RNA of Tachysurus fulvidraco (yellow catfish), 2131 nucleotides long. It is a transcript of the gene dus1l, whose product is annotated as dihydrouridine synthase 1-like (S. cerevisiae). NCBI's taxonomy places the organism in Eukaryota, Metazoa, Chordata, Actinopteri, Siluriformes, Bagridae. The coding region runs from base 164 to 1534 and encodes 456 amino acids. Gene Ontology annotation, molecular function: tRNA dihydrouridine synthase activity. The transcript has 14 exons. The record is from RefSeq and is a predicted model, not a curated record.